Molecule: messenger RNA, 2644 nt
Organism: Arvicanthis niloticus (Nile rat)
Lineage: Eukaryota; Metazoa; Chordata; Mammalia; Rodentia; Muridae
Source: RefSeq, a predicted model, not a curated record
GAGGGAGAGCUGAAGGCUGAGAGCCAGACAGAGCCAGCAGGCAGGCACCUCCAAGUGGACAGAGCACCUCAUCUUGCCACCAUGAGCACCACCACAGGGCCUGAAGCUGCACCCAAACCAAGUGCAAAGUCUAUCUAUGAACAGAGGAAACGUUACUCCACAGUGGUUAUGGCUGAUGUAUCCCAGUAUCAUGUCAAUCACCUGGUCACCUUCUGCUUGGGGGAGGAAGACGGCGUGCACACUGUGGAAGAUGCUUCCAGAAAGCUGUCAGUCAUGGACAGCCAGGGGCGCGUCUGGGCACAGGAGAUGCUGCUGAGAGUGUCACCUGGUCAUGUCACUCUGCUCGAUCCGGUUUCCAAGGAGGAACUAGAGUCAUAUCCUCUCGACGCCAUAGUACGCUGCGACGCGGUGAUGCCCCGAGGACGGAGCCGCUCGUUGCUGCUCCUGGUGUGCCAAGAGCCAGAGCGUGUACAGCCGGAUGUCCAUUUCUUCCAGGGCCUGCUCCUUGGGGCGGAGCUGAUCCGUGAAGACAUCCAAGGGGCUCUGCAGAACUACCGCUCCGGACGAGGGGAACGCAGGGCGGCAGCACUCAGGGCGACGCAGGAGGAGCUGCGACGCGGCGCCUCUCCAGCUGCAGAGACCCCGCCCUUACAGCGUCGCCCGUCUGUCCGCGCGGUGAUCAACACCGUGGAACCAUCCGCGGUCCGCGGGCGACCCCAAGUGGAGCCAAUUCCAGAGACUGAGGAAGCGAGGAAACCCGACCCAGCACGCACAACUAGCAACGCUGAUUCUACCUCCCCGGACCUGGGCCCAAGGGGUCCUGAGCUGGCGGGUCUGCAGGCAGAGCGGGAUGUGGAUAUCCUGAACCACGUGUUUGACGAUGUGGAGAGUUUUGUAUCGAGACUGCAAAAGUCAGCAGAGGCUACCCGGGUUUUGGAGCACCGCGAGCGCGGCCGUAGGACACGACGCCGAGCUGCCGGAGAGGGCCUGCUGACACUGAGGGCCAAGCCACCCACCGAGGCUGAAUACACCGACGUGCUUCAGAAAAUCAAAUAUGCCUUCAGUCUGCUGGCCCGGUUGCGCGGCAACAUCGCCAACCCCUCCUCUCCAGAGCUGUUGCAUUUUCUGUUCGGACCUCUGCAGAUGAUUGUGAACACUUCAGGAGGCCCUGAGUUCGCGAGGAGUGUGCGACGGCCGCAUUUGACGUUGGAGGCUGUGGCGCUGCUCCGAGACAAUGUCACUCCUCGUGAAAACGAACUAUGGACCUCGCUGGGGGACUCCUGGACCCGCCCAGGGGUGGAGCUGCCCCAUGAAGAAGGGUCUCCCUACAGUCCAGAAUUCUACAGCGGCUGGGAGCCUCCAGCCACUGAUCCGCAGGGCCGCCCCUGGGAGGACCCAGUGGAAAAACAGCUACAACACGAGAAGCGGCGCAGGCAGCAAAGCGCCCCCCAGGUCGCGGUCAAUGGUCACCAAGAUCCUGAACUGGAAACUGAGUCUCAGCUAGAAGAGAAAGCCAGAAAAUGGGUUCUGUGUAAUUAUGACUUCCAGGCCCGAAACGGCAGUGAGCUGUCUGUCAAGCACCGAGAUGUGCUGGAGGUCCUGGAUGACAGGCGCAAAUGGUGGAAGGUUCGGGACCAUCAGGGACAAGAGGGCUAUGUACCCUAUAAUAUCCUGACACCCCACCCUGGACCCCAGGUGCACCGCAGCCAAAGUCCCGCAAGAAACCUAGAGACUAGCACACCUCCUCCCCCACCUGCCCCAGCUCCAGCCCUCACUCAGGUGCGGCCCCAGUGGGACAGUUGCGACAGUCUAAACAGUUUGGACCCCAGCGAGAAGGAGAAAUUCUCCCAGAUGCUUUGUGUCAAUGAGGAGCUGCAGGCGCGCCUGGCGCAGGGCCGUUCGGGCCCCAGCCGGGUAACCCCGGGGCCCCGAGCCCCGGAGCCCCAGCUCAGCCCGCGCUCUGAGGCCUCGGUGGUCCGUGCCUGGCUACAGACCAAGGGCUUUAGCUCCGGGACUGUGGAUGCGCUCGGCGUGCUGACUGGGGCACAGCUCUUCUCGCUGCAAAAGGAAGAGUUGCGGGCGGUGUGUCCCGAGGAAGGGGCGCGAGUGUACAGCCAAGUCACUGUGCAGCGCGCGCUGCUGGAGGACAGAGAAAAAGUAUCAGAGCUGGAGGCCGUGAUGGAGAAGCAAAAGAAAAAAGUGGAAGGCGAGACCAAAACAGAAGUCAUUUGAUCCUGACUGGUUCACAAAACGUGAUGAAACGGUGGGGUUCCCAGCGCCCCGUAGGACAACAGUCACCAGACUCCUCCCCAUCGCCAGUGGCAGUAGAUGCCAUAAAGGAUCGCCCACCCGGGGUUCCCCGCUAGCCUUGCGGGCAGACUGCACUGACAGUGCUGACCGGAACCCUUCCAAAGGGACUGAUGGGAACGGGGAAGGGGACUGAGCAUAGACACUACCAGAGAGGCACGCCCAAGAGGCACAAUGAUGGUCCUGUGCGUUGUGAUGCGCUAUAAACAGCCUCCGUUUAGGCUAUUUCCACCUGCUGUCCCCCUCUCUUGCCGGCUACCAAGGAGCCAGGAGUCUAGGAUACACCCCAUAUUUUCUCUCCAUAAACCUGGAGAUUCCAAUCCAGGCUUCCUCUUAA